AUGGCGGUUCAAAACAGCAACGCGUACCCAUCGGGGGCUCCUACAUCGGCCUGCGGUGAUAUGACACCGGGUCAUGGAUUCAGUUCUCAGACGUCAGUCAGUCCCUACACCAUCUCCGUGAGUCCUGCAUUCUACCAACCAGGACAGCAGAUGAAUGUCACAAUUUCGAGGAACGCCAACACCCCAGCUUUGAAGGGUAUUCUGUUGCAAGCUCGUCUCACUGGCACCGAUGAAAUCAUCGGUACAUGGUCGUUAGAGGGCACCACGGGUUUUCAAACGCUGGCAUGUAACGGUGCUAAUUCGGCAGUAACGCAUACUAAUAACGACGACAAACCGGCUACUUUUCAAUUGAACUGGACACCUCCUGAUGACAACGGAGAUGAUAUCUAUGUGACGUAA
Molecule: messenger RNA, 399 nt
Organism: Strongylocentrotus purpuratus (purple sea urchin)
Lineage: Eukaryota; Metazoa; Echinodermata; Echinoidea; Camarodonta; Strongylocentrotidae
Product: putative defense protein 2
Exons: 3
Coding region: 1-399 (132 amino acids)
Molecular function (GO): oxidoreductase activity, acting on metal ions
Source: RefSeq, a predicted model, not a curated record